CCCAGAGGGCCCACGGACCAGGAAGAAGCAGAGGCCACGCUACGGCUUUGGCACUCGUGGCUAUCGUCGGCGACGGCAACCGGCGCCAGCGAGUGCGCAGGGGUCCCUAUCGCCUCCUUCCCGGCACCACAGUCCACCACAUCUUCUCUGGCUGCGAGCCCAGCCGCUCUGCUCUCCUCAGGAGCCGAGAGGAGAGGAGGAGAUGGCGGACGCGAAGCAGCAGCAGACGCAGGCGGCGAGCGGCGUCUGGAAGACGGUGAAGCCCUUCGCCAACGGCGGCGCCUCCGGCAUGCUCGCCACCUGCGUCAUCCAGCCCAUCGACAUGGUCAAGGUUAAAAUCCAGUUGGGUGAGGGAUCUGCAGCUACUGUCACCAAGAAGAUGCUUGCUAAUGAGGGAAUCGGUUCCUUUUACAAGGGAUUAUCAGCUGGUUUGCUAAGGCAAGCCACAUACACGACUGCUCGUCUUGGAUCUUUCAGGGUUCUAACAAAUAAAGCAGUUGAAGCAAAUGAGGGAAAGCCAUUGCCUCUAGUGCAAAAAGCUGUUAUUGGUCUCACUGCUGGAGCAAUUGGAGCAUGUGUUGGUAGUCCUGCAGAUUUGGCACUCAUUAGGAUGCAGGCUGAUUCAACCUUGCCAGUAGCCCAACGGCGCAACUACAAGAAUGCUUUUCAUGCACUUUACCGUAUUGUUGCUGAUGAAGGUGUUCUGGCACUUUGGAAGGGUGCAGGUCCCACUGUAGUGAGAGCUAUGUCCCUGAACAUGGGCAUGCUUGCCUCCUAUGAUCAGAGUGUUGAGUUAUUUAGAGACAAAUUUGGUGCUGGAGAAAUCACUACAGUACUCGGGGCAAGUGCUGUAUCAGGAUUCUUUGCAUCUGCUUGCAGUUUGCCCUUUGAUUAUGUAAAGACACAGAUUCAAAAGAUGCAGCCUGAUGCCACUGGGAAAUAUCCGUACACUGGGUCUCUUGACUGCGCCAUGAAGACCUUGAAGAGUGGGGGUCCAUUUAAGUUCUACACUGGUUUUCCUGUCUACUGCGUCAGGAUUGCCCCACAUGUCAUGAUGACUUGGAUAUUCUUGAAUCAGAUCCAGAAGUUUGAGAAGAGUAUAGGCCUCUAAGAUCUGGUUUGUUGGUCAUGCUCGCGCUGCCUAAGACAUAAUUGUAAUAAAUCCAGCUCCUUUAUAAUCCAGCAAUUGGUUCUUAUAGACAAAUUUGAACUUCUUAUUUCUUUAACCUAUAUGUUGUCCUGGUGAUUUGAUCCUUUGACGCCAAAUAGUCAUAUCAUUUGUUGUUGGUAAGAACGCUACCAAGAAAAAAUACUGAGCAGAUUCAAUUACUGUCACGGAAUGGAACCAAACUUCAUGCA
This is a messenger RNA of Phragmites australis (common reed), 1359 nucleotides long. Its product is annotated as mitochondrial dicarboxylate/tricarboxylate transporter DTC-like. Gene Ontology annotation, molecular function: oxoglutarate:malate antiporter activity. The record is from RefSeq and is a predicted model, not a curated record. NCBI's taxonomy places the organism in Eukaryota, Viridiplantae, Streptophyta, Magnoliopsida, Poales, Poaceae. The coding region runs from base 203 to 1111 and encodes 302 amino acids. The transcript has 6 exons.